AUGGAUCACUUCCAGCCUUUGUCUGUUCGCCUGAUGUACGGCUCUGCCUUAGCAGUGCAAGGGUUUGAUGCUUUCGCCUUCCUGUUCGUCUCGCCGAUUGUUAUACCCAACCGCGACGAGCUGGCUCACCCCUUGACCCGUUUCUGGAUGCGGGUGACGGGCGUUUCCUUCUUCCCAUAUGUGCUGAGCACUUGGCUGCUGCGAGACUACCAUAUCCGUCACUCCAAAGUUGGUCGGAUCAUGGGCUCCUGCUUUGCAUUUUACAAUGCUAGUCUUGCUGCACUAUAUACAUGGAGCGCGCUGCAGGAGAAUGAAUAUACCAUUCAGCCGUUGUGGUAUGCCGCAGGAUGGCGGGUCGUGUGGGCCACUUGGGCUGUCUGGGGGUUGUUAGCAGCUCCAUGA
Molecule: messenger RNA, 402 nt
Organism: Aspergillus pseudoviridinutans
Lineage: Eukaryota; Fungi; Ascomycota; Eurotiomycetes; Eurotiales; Aspergillaceae
Exons: 2
Coding region: 1-402 (133 amino acids)
Source: RefSeq, a predicted model, not a curated record